Molecule: messenger RNA, 510 nt
Organism: Pyrenophora tritici-repentis Pt-1C-BFP
Lineage: Eukaryota; Fungi; Ascomycota; Dothideomycetes; Pleosporales; Pleosporaceae
Source: RefSeq, a predicted model, not a curated record
AUGGAGAAUCAUAGGCAUAUUCUGUCUCCAAUGCCAGAUAUCGGCAGGGCUCCGUCAGCGCCACCGCAUUCGCAUCUCACCCGUCAACCUUCACCGCCUACAACAGCUGCCGAUUUCCUCAUCGUCGGCCUCUUUGCACUACGCCUAGCACGCCGUCUCAUCGAGAGCCUUGAUUAUUAUGCAGAGCGCAAUGCUGACGUUAUCUGGGUUACCAAUUUCCUUGCGCCUUUUGAUCAAGCGUAUGCGCUGGCAAAGAUCUCAGGUCCCCGGAAAGAAGACUAUGUUGCGACCUACCAGAACAUCAUCAAGCGAAUGAAGAGACAGUCAAAGUACCCUGUACGCUUCAUGCAGAUGAACCCAGAUCCUUCAAUGCGGCAAGGGCAGCGCAGCAACGACGCAGAAGGAGUGAGAGCACUAAAUGAUGUGUGCAGGCGCGAUCUGGGAACCUGCAAGAUCCACGAACUGAGAGACACUCGCGCAAUCAACGGUCACCUCUGCAGCAAGAAAUGA